AUGCAGGGAAGUGCCUUCAAACUACUGGAGAUAGAUGAGAAGUUCCAGCUGCUGCACCCUGGACAAACCGUGGUGGACUGUGGAGCUGCGCCGGGAGCCUGGAGCCAAGUCGCGGUGCAGAGAGUCAACUCCACCGGGACAGAUGUUUCUGCUCCCCGUGGUACAGUGGUGGGUUUUGACUUGUUGAACAUAGCAGCUUUGGAUGGCGCACACUUCCUGCCCCAUCAUGACAUCACAGACCCCGCCACGCACGCCAAACUGCAGCAGCUCUUACCCGAGGGCCACGCUGACGUCAUUUUGAGUGACAUGGCCCCCAACGCCAGCGGCUUCAAGGAGCUGGACUGUGAGAAGCUCUUUUCUAUAUGUCUGUCACUGAUAGACUUGGCAGAGAAGGUUUUACUGCCCGGAGGUUCACUGCUGUGUAAAUACUGGGACGGCAUCCUCAGAGAAGAGUGCAUGAGUGAAGUGGUCUGGCCGGCUGUCGGUCAGGGACAGAGGGUGGACGGGGGUGGAGAGGUGAGGGGUGUGUGGAUCUGA
Knipowitschia caucasica is the source of this 537-nucleotide messenger RNA. The record is from the annotation of a GenBank genome assembly. NCBI's taxonomy places the organism in Eukaryota, Metazoa, Chordata, Actinopteri, Gobiiformes, Gobiidae.